Danio rerio (zebrafish) is the source of this 1654-nucleotide messenger RNA. Lineage: Eukaryota; Metazoa; Chordata; Actinopteri; Cypriniformes; Danionidae. The record is from RefSeq and is a predicted model, not a curated record.
UUUGUAAUAUUAUAUGUUUAUUAUAUCAUUUGUUUGUGUUUUGUGGUCUCAGGUAAAGCAUUUGCUCCAGAGUUUUAUUACGACACCUACAGUCCGCUGUGGCAGAACCGGCCGCGGGUUUACGGAUAUAAACUACAGUGGACGCAGAUGAACCCUGGAGCCGUUGACAGAAUCAUGGCGUAUCGACUGGGCAUCCGACAGACGGGGCAGCAGCGCUGGUGGGAGCAGGAGAUCCCAGUGGAGGGAAACAUCCAGAAAGGAGAGCUGAUCACACACAACCUGACCGAGCUGAUCAGACCUGAGGCGUAUGUGGUGCGGCUCACACCCAUAUCUCGCUUCGGGGAGGGGGACUCCACCACCCGCUUCAUCACAUACAGCGCACCAACCAAUCCACACCUGAGGGAGUUUGUGUGUAGUUUUGAGGAGGAGCCCGUCUGCUUGUUCACUCAGGAUAAGAAUGAUGAUUUCGACUGGACGAGACACAGCGCUGCGACCCGAGACACCAAAUACACUCCCAACACGGGGCCCAGCGGGGACCGCAGCGGGGCCAGACAGGGUUUCUACAUGUACAUUGAGACGUCCAGACCUCGUAAGGAAGGCGAUACGGCUCGUCUGCUGAGUCCCGUGUUUAACGUCGCACCCAAGAAUCCCUACAGCAUCACCAGCCCUCCUGCUUACUGCUUCAGCUUCUACUACCACAUGUACGGCAAACACAUUGGCUCUCUGAAUGCAUUCGUGAAGCAGAAAGGUCAGUCGACUUCAGAUGCAGGUCCAGUCUGGUCCCUCAGCGGGAACCAAGGGGACCGAUGGAGACAGGCCAAAAUUAGCAUCCAUCCGGUUUCAUCCUUCCAGGUAAUAUUUGAGGGCAUCCGCGGCCCCGGAAUCGAGGGGGACAUCGCCAUUGAUGAUGUCACGCUGGAGGAGGGGGAGUGUCCUGACCCUCCGUCCAAUCCUAUCAGAGGAGCGUCCGCACACACCGCCUCCAGUAUAUGGCCAUUGAGCGUCACGCUGUUUUUUACCGUAUUCGUUCAUCAGAGGUGACGUUCCACAUGAGGAAAAAGACUCAAGACGCGUCCCUUAAUAUUUAAUCACCAAAGAUUCAUGCUUUCAGACCGCUAAGAAGGCACAACACUGGAUCAACACGGAAUAAUGUCAUGAAACAACCACAAACCUGGACAGAAGAGUAAUGAGGAUUUGCUCAAUAGAAUAAACCUUCUCUGUGGACGUGGCUGAGGGAUUGAACAGUCGGAAAAGCACAACGUUUAUUUCUCCAUCUGGAUGUAUGGAUACAAGCAAGCAAAACCUAGCAUCAUCGUUUGUUUUUCCCUCACGAUUUUUCCGUUUUUCACCCUGAUAAACGUUCCUUUCUGGUGCUUCGGAGUACAAUCAACCAACGUUAUCCUUUAUUUGGUUUACAUAUCACAAUUUGGUUUGGCUUGGUGCUUUAAAUUAAACUAUUUUGUUUUGCUUUAUAGCCCAGUAGCAGCCGGAUCUCGCAACACUGUGCUCACGUUCCCAGCGGCAGACGGACAGGUUUCCGUACGGUAAACAAGUCAAUCGCUUAUGUAGUGUCGCAAUCAAGACCACGUCAAGACCAGACCUGCUCCAUUCAUUCAUUCGGCUUUCUACAGCUUAGUCCCUUUAUUCAUCAGGG